Molecule: messenger RNA, 1595 nt
Organism: Neomonachus schauinslandi (Hawaiian monk seal)
Lineage: Eukaryota; Metazoa; Chordata; Mammalia; Carnivora; Phocidae
Gene: BBC3
Product: BCL2 binding component 3
Exons: 4
Coding region: 30-611 (193 amino acids)
Biological process (GO): intrinsic apoptotic signaling pathway in response to endoplasmic reticulum stress; positive regulation of release of cytochrome c from mitochondria; release of cytochrome c from mitochondria
Cellular component (GO): mitochondrion
Source: RefSeq, a predicted model, not a curated record
UUCAUGCCCCCGGGGCCCCAGGGAGCGCCAUGGCCCGAGCACGCCAGGAGGGCAGCUCCCCGGAGCCCGUAGAGGGCCUGGCCCGCGACGGCCCGCGCCCCUUUCCCCUCAGCCGCCUGGUGCCCUCGGCCGUGUCCUGCGGCCUCUGCGAGCCCGGCCUGCCCGCCGCCCCCGCCGCCCCCGCCCUGCUGCCCGCUGCCUACCUCUGCGCCCCCACCGCCCCGCCCGCCGUCACCGCCGCCCUGGGGGGCUCCCGCUGGCCUGGGGGUCCCCGCAGCCGGCCCCGAGGCCCGCGCCCCGACGGUCCUCAGCCCUCACUCUCGCCGGCGGAGCAGCACCUGGAAUCGCCGGUGCCCAGUGCCCCGGGGGCCCUGGCGGGCGGCCCCACCCAGGCAGCCCCGGGAGUCCGGGGGGAGGAGGAGCAGUGGGCCCGGGAGAUCGGGGCCCAGCUGCGUCGGAUGGCGGACGACCUCAAUGCGCUGUACGAGCGGCGGAGACAAGAGGAGCGGCAGCGACACCGCCCCUCACCUUGGAGGGUCCUGUACAAUCUCAUCAUGGGACUCCUGCCCUUACCCAGGGGCCGCGGAGCCCCGGAGAUGGAGCCCAAUUAGGUGCCUGCAGCCGCCCGGUGGACGUCAGGGACUUGGGGGGCAGGACCCUCCCACCUCCUGAUGCCCUGGCCAGCGCGGGGGACUUUUUCUGCACCAUGUAGCAUACUGGACUACCAGCCCUGCCUGUCCCAGGGGCAGGCCAGGGCAGCCACUCCAGCCCCAGCCCCGGCCUAGCCUGGGUGCACUGAUAGGAGAUGUGGACUCCUGGGUCCCUGGCUGGGAAGCCAGGGGAGAGAGGGCUGACGGACUCAGUGUCUGAAGGCAGCGGUGACGGAGAGGGUGGGGACGGAGCCGCCCGCCUCUGCCGCCCACCACCAUCUCAGGAAAGGCUGCUGGUGCUGGCUGCCCGUUCCAGCUGCAGGGGUGACACUGGGGCGAGUCUCCCUCCCAGUGCUCCUUCACUUUGGGCCUGGCCUCAGGCCCCUGGUGCUUCCCCCCCUCCUCCUGGGGAGGGGGCCCGUGAAGAGCAAAUGAGCCAAACGUGACCACUAGCCUCCUGGAGCCAGAGAAUGGGGUGGGUCUGAUGGCUGCCCCAGCCCAGCGCCCAGCCAUCUUCCCUGAGCCAGCCGGCGGGUGGUGGGCAUGCCUGCCUCACCUUCAUCUGGGGGUGGCCAGGAGGGGCCCAGACUGUGAAUCCUGUGCUCUGCCCGUGACCACCCCCCGCCCCCAUCAAUCCCAUUGCAUAGGUUUAGAGAGAGCACGUGUGACCACUGGCAUUCAUUUGGGGGGUGGGAUAUUUUGGCGGAAACCGCCCCAGCCUUAGUCCCCAGGGCGAAGCGCUGGGGGGAAGACGGGGAGUCAGGGAGGGGGGGAAAUUGCAGAAGAGGGAGGAGUCUGGGAGCGGGGAGGGAAGGCCCAGCCUGUAAAAUACUGUAUAUGCGCUGCUGUAGAUACCGGAAUGAAUUUUCUGUACAUGUUUGGUUAAUUUUUUUUGUACAUGAUUUUUGUAUGUUUCCUUUUCAAUAAAAUCAGAUUGGAACAGUG